AGGGCCGCCAUGUUCACCCUUUAUUAUCAACAAGCUAGCCGGGCACAGUGAGUUCUUCAGUCAUUUUACUCAUUUAAAGGUGUUUAACCACCUUUAAAGUUGUUUAGCCCAGCUCUAGAGUCCAGUUUAAAGUAGUGCUCAUGUUAGACAACUUUUAACUGAUCUUUCUGAAACGCCAUCUGCAGAGGUUUCUGAGGUUGAGGUGAAGAGCAAUGGGAAAGCGAUAUCACUGUGAUUAUUGUGACCGCAGCUUCCAAGACACGCUGCACAACAGAAAGAAACACCUGAACGGGGUCCAGCACCACAGAGCCAAAAAAGCUUGGUUCGACAACUUCCGAGAUGCAGCUGCAAUUCUUCAGGACGAGAGAGCAAAGCAAGCGUGCAGGAAGUUUCUGCAGACAGGUCAGUGUGUAUUUGGGCCCAGCUGCCGGUACUCACAUAUGACUGAACAGGAUAUGAAGAAUUUGGAGCAACAUAUUAAUGAAAGACUGCAGGAGGUGGACUUGGACCAAGAGGGAACCUCCAUUAAACCUUCACUAGAGGAAUGGCUUUCCAGGAGAGUGAAAAAGGUAGCUCUGUCAUCAGGAAGUGUACUAAAACUGGAAGAGGAAACGGCAGUUAAAGCUAUUGAGGUUCCAACAUUUCUGCUUUCCAUCCCAGAUCUCCCUCCAUCACUUCUGCCCCUACAUCCUGGAGGAUGGAGAGGCAAAGUCCAUAAUGAAUGGGGUUGAAAUCAACUUUGUGUGCAGUCUUAUAACUAUAUGACAAAAAGUUUAUGGACACCUGACCAUCACAUCAUCAUAUCCCAAUUUGUUGAAAACGCACACACACACACACACACACAGUCAACUGGAAUUUAUUACAGUGUGCAGGCCCUAUAGACUCUGAAUAGAACAAAACACAAAUUCAGUCACUAAUUCAGUCAAUAAAAACAAACAAUGAACACCACCAGUUUAAUUCACUUGCUCACAUGAUAUUUAGCACAUUUCAGCAUUAUUGGUGUUAUAUCAAUAGAGUUUACAUACAUGACAUGUACAUGGUCUAACAAUACUUUCAUAUUAGUUAUUAUAUUGUACUUGGUGACCAUAUGGAGACAUUGUUGUUACUUAAAGAUGCUAUAAAUUGAAAUAUAUAUAAAUCUUGAUUGCACUUGCAGCUAAAAAAAUAUAGUUUAAGUAUAAACAAAUUAGUUGCUGCAUGUUAUUACCUAAAGAUUUACUUCACCCGUCUCACCUGUAUAAUUAAAAUAUAUGCAUGUUUAAAUAAUAUUGCUCAAACUGAUUAGUAAAAACGACACUAUUAUUAUUAUUAAAUUAAAUUAUGUUUUUGAAGUCCUGAUAACUUUCUUUUUAUAAAGUGUAUUAAAUAUAGCUGUACUUUACAGUAAUGUGUCAUACAAGUUUGCAUAUUUAAUAUACGAAUACUAAUUCUGACACAAUACAAUAUAGUAGUCAAAACAUACACGUUCACCUGCAAACAUUGAUUGCAUCAGUCAAUAAAAUCCCAAUAAUAUGGUGCCAUCAGAGUGUGGAGAACAUCAAAUGGGAUUCAUGGAUUGCUGACAUGACUAUUUUGGUUUAAUUAGCACAGAGCUAAAAGACCUGUUUACACCACAAAUGUCCUUAUUAAAAUUAAUUCCAGCAAGUAACUUGCAAACGUAGGAAAAUCAUAAUAGUGGACAUGAAUAUUGCAUCAUAGUUAUUCCAACCAGGAAUCUUGCUAAUAUUUCCAUUUAUAAUGCUGUAAAAAAUGUACUUGUAUAUUUAUUAAAAAAAAUCUUGCAAA
This is a messenger RNA of Hemibagrus wyckioides, 1785 nucleotides long. It is a transcript of the gene zmat5, whose product is annotated as zinc finger, matrin-type 5. Gene Ontology annotation, molecular function: zinc ion binding. Gene Ontology annotation, cellular component: U12-type spliceosomal complex. NCBI's taxonomy places the organism in Eukaryota, Metazoa, Chordata, Actinopteri, Siluriformes, Bagridae. Bases 213 to 731 code for a protein of 172 amino acids. The record is from RefSeq and is a predicted model, not a curated record. The transcript is spliced from 5 exons.